Poeciliopsis prolifica (blackstripe livebearer) is the source of this 2833-nucleotide messenger RNA. Its product is annotated as cytosolic phospholipase A2 gamma-like. Gene Ontology annotation, molecular function: calcium-dependent phospholipid binding; calcium ion binding. The record is from RefSeq and is a predicted model, not a curated record. Gene Ontology annotation, cellular component: cytosol; nucleoplasm; nuclear envelope. NCBI's taxonomy places the organism in Eukaryota, Metazoa, Chordata, Actinopteri, Cyprinodontiformes, Poeciliidae. Gene Ontology annotation, biological process: glycerophospholipid catabolic process.
CGAUCCCAGACAUUUUUGCUACUUUCUACUUUGACUCAAAACAUCUGGUUUACAUUUGAAACUGUUUCUCUGCAUUGCCAACACAUGGAAGAGAUCAGGUGAUGAAAUAUCUCUUUUGUUGUGCAACUUCCUCAGACAUUACGGUCAAUGUAGAGAAGCAGGAAGAAUCUGCAGCCUUAUCUGUAUGCAUGUAUGUGAGCCGGCAUGCAGGCACAGAAAGGAAAUACGGGUUUUUCAGCUUUAGGGUUUUGUUUUUGCCUGAUGAUUUCCGGAGUGGCACUGCAGGCAGUGGACAACAUGGAGGGAAAUGUGACAGCUUCUGAGGAAACAGUCCGUCACUCGCCGUCUCUGUGUGCUGGAGAACAACAAUACAUUGACAGGAGGAAAGAAAUUGUCCUACAGGCAUUGAACAAUCUGCAGAUCAACUGUAGUGCGGAUUUCGUCCCUCACAUUGCCCUGGUGGCUUCUGGUGGGGGUCAAAGGGCAGCUGUGAGUCUGACAGGCUUCCUGUAUCAGCUGGAAAAGGAAGCCAUGCUGGACACUUUGCUUUACAUAGGAGGAGUUUCUGGGUCAACAUGGUCCAUGGCCGUCCUGUACAAUGACCCACAGUGGAGCUCCAACAUGGACGAAGCGCUGUCCAGGCUGUUGGGUCCUGGGGUGGAGCUGGAGCACGCUGUGGCCUGGUUGGCUGAAAAGUCCAAGGAGGAGCAUUUCUCUCUCACUGACAUCUGGGGGGUUCUAACCUCUGCUGGCAUCAUGAAACAGAUGGAUGAACGCCGUCUGUCAGAGGAGGCGAGCAGGAACGCCACCAACCCCUACCCCGUCUACUGUGCUCUGGAGAAACACUGCUUCGCUCAUGGGCCGCUACAAGGUAAAUGGUUUGAGGUGAGCCCUCAUGAGGCAGGAUUCACAGAGUUGAACCUCUUUGUUGAAACGUCACUGUUGGGCAGCAAGUUUCACAACGGGGAGCUGAUGGAGAAGAAACCAGAGAUGGACAUGAUCAGGCUGCAGGGGUUUUUCGGCUGUGCACUGGCCCAUGAGGAAGUUAUCAGGGAUGUGAUCCCUCCUUGGCUUAAUGUGCCGGCAGAUGAUGUAACCAAGGAAUACCUGCGUGUGUACAACGUGCUCAGAAACCUGAUCACUCUCACCUCAAGCACCAUUAAGGAUCCUACUGCCCUGUCUGAGCUUGACAAGUUGCAGAAAAUCCUGCAUGACAAGGUGCAUCAUAAUGAGUCAGUUCUGCUGGAGUCUCUGAGUCCAGAAGAAAGAAAAAGUCUGUUCCAACAGUGGGGCCUUGGCCUGGUGCAGGCAGUGGAGGCCUGGGGCCAAAGUUUGGAGGAUGGAGCUUUCAAAACAUCAGUUUCUAUCCUUACAAAGAAAGUCCUUCCUCUUAUUUUGAAGUGGGAGUGGGGAACAACCAGCAACUUCCUCUAUCAGUUCCAGAAUGAUUCAGUUCCUGAUUGUCUCCAGACUAAAGAAGAAUUUCACCUGAUCGAUGGAGGGCUGCUGAUCAACAUGGCCUACCCGUCAUUCCUGGGAGAGAAGAGAGACAUCGACCUCAUCAUUGCACCAGAGUCUAGUGCUGGAAUUAUGUUUGAGACGCUGAUUCUUGCCCGGAACUAUGCAGCUGAAGUGAAUAAACCUUUCCCACAGAUAGAUGAUAAAAUCCUGGAGGAGAGUGACUGGCCGAAGGACUGCUACGUGUUUGAGGGAAAAGAAAAAGAGCCGACCAUCAUCUACAUGCCGCUUUUCAACCAGCAAAACUGCAAAGAUGCAGAGGAGGUCAAGGCGAGGAUGAAGGAGUUCUCCACCUUCCAGCUGCCCUUCAGUCAAGAGAAGAUUAACUUCCUUUUGGAGACGGCCAAAGCUAACAUGAAGAACAACAGGGAGAUUGUGCUGAGAGAGAUGAGGAAAGCUGCUCUUCGUCGAAUGAGGAAGAUGAGCAAAUGAGUCUGUGUGAAGGUGCAGGGGAGCAAAAUGAGCCAGACAGAGAGAUAAAAGGAUCCAAGAUUCUCUCUCAGCUCAUAAAUGUAUAAUCUGAAAACUCACUGUGUCGUCCAAACAGAUGAUGAAAAAAGAAUACUGAAUAACAGCAGUUAAGGAUCUGAGUGUAUAAUACUAAGAAAUGUUUUCACAUUACAUACUCAUAUUGGAUUUUUAUGACAUGUUUUCUUUGAUUUUUGUUGCUUUGGCUUUAUAUGAAGGUUUUCACACUGAUGUCAGUUUAUUAGCUCAAAAACUGAUAUCAUGUUGAAAACUUUCUCUGAUUGCUGGCAGAUUGUAAUGUUUGUCUUUAUCACAUUAAGAUGUUACAUUAUUUGUUCCUAAGCUAAAAGAGCUUGUUGACCUUUAUUCAUAGUGGUUGGAUAUGACAAAUACAGAGGCUUAUAUUGUUUUACCCAGCGCAGUGCUGAGUAAAAUGUUAUGACAAUUAGCAGGAAACCAGGAGCCGAGUGGGUCAUGGAGGUUUAGGGGACCAGGAUGCAUGUUGCUCUGGAGAAGACUGACUGUCCACUGUGGACUCUGAGACCGUGCAGGGUGACCAGAAUUAAAGGGGCAGUGCUGCGUGUUUUCCAGGCACAUUGUACCUUUUAUAGCACAGACAAAAAAUAACCUUCAGAUGUUUUAUAUGUACAUAUAUUAAAAAAAUCUGCAUAUAUCAGUCUUGACUUAAAAGAAGUUUGACUUUGUGGUUCAAUGCCUUGAAAUUGGGCCUCUAUCACUUUAAGAAAAUAGUUUUUCUUGAUGUCCACCUUCAACAUGGCUCCUCUAUUAACACUUGAACGUUUUUACCAGCGUCGCACUGAGAUGAGAGUCUUUUGUGAAUUGAAAU